GCAAAAAAAAAAAAAAACAACUCUCUUCAACAAAUCAAGCGUUCAAAUUUCAAAAAUUCAAAACUCAACCACAUCCCUACCAAAGUGCAACAACUCCAACAAACUUCACAACUGAUAUCAUCACAUGCCCAUAACAAUCCAAAACCUGAACCACCGUCCAAAACAUAAACACAAUUCACUCUUCCUCCCUCAAAAAUCAAAAGAAAACCACAAUGUCCAACAAAGGCAAACGCCAAGCUCCUUCAGUGCCGGUAGUUUCCACCGGCUGCUCAACAAAACUCAAGUCCUUCCUCUGUACCUGCAACCGAGCACCUCAACAGAAAGAAGAGAGGGAAGAAGAAAAGGUUGCGUCUUUCUCGACUCCUCUUCUUCCUCACAGUAGUAACAGAGGCAGCAGUUCGAUAUAUCAAGACUACUCGAAAAAGAUCAGACAGUUAGAAAUGGAGCUCGGGCAGAUGAAGAUGGCGCUAAGUAUCAAGAACCAACCCAAAGAGAACCACAAGAAAACAUCGACAAGGAAAGAGAUGAUCAAAUUAGCAGACGGAAGCUAUCUUCAUCAAAUUAAAAAGAUUGACAGCCCCUGGAAGAGAUUGCUGAUGCAAGUAUCUACACCGAUGAUUAUUGAAAAUGGCUCAACUGCUUCUCAGGUAAUUAGAGCAAUGGCAUCCAUGGGAAUGGAGGAUUUGUAUGAUUGCUUGACUGAGUCAAUGCCAAUGGGUGAUCUAAGGCAUUCUGACUUGAGCAAAAUGCAGAAGAGAAUCGUUACGCAGGGAUCAGAAGAUGGUUUUGUGGAGGCUGUACUUCUUGGUGCGACAGAGGAACUCGAAGUACUAGCAAUGGAAGGCUUAAGGAUACAAAUGAGCUCGACUAGGAAAGGAUCGGUAAAUAUGAGGAAUAACGAAAGGGCUAGGAAUAAAGAACCAGUUGUUCUGGCAAUGCUGGUACAGGUCAGAGAUCCAGAGGAACGCUACGAGAGCGUUGGGGAGCUUAUGAUUGCACUGGUCGAGGUCUCUGAUGUAGAGAAGGGAGAAAGAAAAUAUCACAGUGAAGGAGUUCAUGUGGCUGGAAUAAAGUGUGUGACUGUGACAAAUGGUGAAGAAUACUAUAUGUGGAGUGCUUCUGCAGAAGGAUGUAGCCGCAUGAGAAACACCGAUAUAGCUAUUACUUUAUAGACAUGAAAAAGUAAAGGCAGUAGUCGACUGUUCUUCUCUAAUUAGCUAAGAAUUAAGCAAGCGUUUGUUCUUUGUUGAUCAACAAACGACCAAGACCUAGAAAUUGAUGUGAAGGAUUUCGAGUUGAGUGUAACUGAUUUUUCACAUCUAGAAAUCGUGAACCUGGUUAUACACGAAGAGACAAAUUGGAAGUUGGUUUUAGCCAGGAAGGAGUCAUUUGUUUCUGUGAUCAGCGAUCGAGCUUUCAACUAAUGUCAUAGAUCUCAGUUUCUGUAUCUGAUCAGUACUAGCAAGUUUGGAAUAAUUUGAACACCAAG
Asparagus officinalis (garden asparagus) is the source of this 1489-nucleotide messenger RNA. RefSeq lists its product as uncharacterized. The record is from RefSeq and is a predicted model, not a curated record. Lineage: Eukaryota; Viridiplantae; Streptophyta; Magnoliopsida; Asparagales; Asparagaceae. The transcript is spliced from 2 exons. Bases 213 to 1172 code for a protein of 319 amino acids.